Molecule: messenger RNA, 207 nt
Organism: Soboliphyme baturini
Lineage: Eukaryota; Metazoa; Nematoda; Enoplea; Dioctophymatida; Soboliphymatidae
Source: the annotation of a GenBank genome assembly
AUGAUUGAUGGGCGAACGUUGAGACGACGAGAGGUAAAGAGUGGGGAGGAAGGGCUCGGCUUCGAGCGCUCACAUACAUCAAACGAAAGCGUUUGGCGAAUGGCAGCAACAGCAGAGGCUAGGAAGAUGAUGAGGAUCAUCGGCGGCGCGACUGCGGCGGCUGGGGAUGAGGAAUUCCUGGGCGACGGGAAUUCUUUGCGUGAAUGA